UUUAGUAACAAGAUAAAUAUAUAGAACAGGUGAACCGAACCAGACCACUGAUUUAAAUAAUUCAAAAUGGCGCUAAAAUGGGGAAUAUGCAGUACUGGAAAAAUCUGCAGUGAUUUCUGUUCAGCAUUAAAAACCCUGCCAUCAGAGAAACAUCAGAUAGUUGCUGUUGUUUCGCGAUCACAAGAAACAGCAGAGAAGUUCGCCACUACAUUUGACAUUUCAAAAACGUACAGCUCAUAUGAAAAGUUUGCAGCAGACCCAGACAUUGAAGUAGUAUACAUCGGAAGUUCACACACAGAACACGUCAGGUUGAGUAUUCUAAUGCUAAAGGCAGGGAAACAUGUUCUCUGUGAAAAACCAUUGUCAGAUACACUAGAAGAUGUGAAACUGGUUCAUAAAGUUGCUGAAGAGAAACAACUCUUUUUUAUGGAGGCGGUAUGGAGUCGCUGUUUUCCACUGUACCACAGAAUCAAAGAGGAAAUCACUUCCAAGAGCAUAGGAGCACCACAGAUGGUGUCGGCAAGGUUCUUCGUAAGUUUUGAUUAUAUCGAACGCCUUAAAACACAAAUAAGAGCAGGAUUUUUACUGGAUGCCGGUAUUUACACUGUACAGUUGGCAUGUUUGGUGUAUGGGGAAGAACCAGUAUCAAUUAAAGCAGUAGGGGAAAUAGCUGAAACUGGUCACGACAUUGAUGGGUGUAUCAUUUUAUCAUACAGCAAAGGACAAAAGGCGUGUCUGAUGUACUCGUCAAAAGUUAAAGGUGCCACAAACUGUGCUUCCAUUCAUGGUACCAAUGGUUCAAUUGAGAUAGACGAUCACUUUUGGUGCCCAAAAGAAGUUAAACUACCAACCGGAAAGGAAACAAACGAAAUUCCCAUUGGUCCUGUGCCAUUCUAUUAUCCUAACAGUGGUGGCUUGUGUUAUGAGGCAGAGGAAGUCAGGAAAUGUAUAAAGAGCGGGAUAACUGAAUAUGCCAACUAUACACAUAAAGAUUCUGAGAUGGUUCAUAAAAUAGCGGAGGAAGUAGCAAAACAGAUUGGUCGAAAAUUACCGUAUGGGAAGGACUAAAACGUUACAGAUGUUACUUGUAAAACUGAAUUGAGUGUACAACAUGUACAACGUAAAGAGUGUAACAAUACAUAAAAAUACCAUACAG
Mytilus trossulus (common blue mussel) is the source of this 1156-nucleotide messenger RNA. RefSeq names its product trans-1,2-dihydrobenzene-1,2-diol dehydrogenase-like. The transcript has 8 exons. The record is from RefSeq and is a predicted model, not a curated record. Bases 67 to 1068 code for a protein of 333 amino acids. Lineage: Eukaryota; Metazoa; Mollusca; Bivalvia; Mytilida; Mytilidae. Gene Ontology annotation, molecular function: nucleotide binding.